Molecule: messenger RNA, 594 nt
Organism: Cydia pomonella (codling moth)
Lineage: Eukaryota; Metazoa; Arthropoda; Insecta; Lepidoptera; Tortricidae
Product: protein THEM6-like
Exons: 3
Coding region: 16-594 (192 amino acids)
Source: RefSeq, a predicted model, not a curated record
AAAAAAUAUAUCAAUAUGUAUAGCGUUUUAACGGCAGUGGCUCUUUUGUUUAUGAUUUUCGAUGUUAGCUACUAUAUCAGAGCGAUUGGGGUUCUUUUAUUCGGAAGACUUUACCCAAAUAAAUGCAAAAUAUCGGAAACAACAUUUCAUUAUGGCAUCUGCACAACUAAAGAUGUUGACAUCUUUUUGACGCACAUGAGUAACGCCCGGUUCCUUCGAGCGGUGGACUUCGCUAGGCAGCACUUCUAUGACAGAACCGGCAUUUAUUCCAAACUGUUUAAGAGCACGACCUUCGUGAAGGCGUCCACUAUUAGAUAUAGACGGCCCAUCGCCUUACUCAGCCAUUAUAAAGUCGAGACCAGGAUGUUAUGCUGGGAAAAUCAGACUAUGUAUCUGGAGCACAAGUUCGUCACUCUGAAAGACAACUUUGUAAGGGCUGUGGCUCUUUCACAGAAUUACGUGGUUGGCGUUGAUUUACCUACCGCGAUGGAGGAGAUCCCUGGUGCAGAUGCCUUUAAGACUGCCCCUGAGGAAGUCACGCAGUGGUGCCAAUUUCUGGAAGCUUCGAGCGCCAGUAUUAGGAAAAAGGAUUAA